This is a messenger RNA of Caenorhabditis elegans, 466 nucleotides long. RefSeq names its product DUF4440 domain-containing protein (gene C16C8.8). The transcript is spliced from 3 exons. The record is from RefSeq and is marked reviewed. Lineage: Eukaryota; Metazoa; Nematoda; Chromadorea; Rhabditida; Rhabditidae. The coding region runs from base 6 to 425 and encodes 139 amino acids.
UCAAAAUGCGCCUUCCAAUUCUUCUGCUCUCCAUUCUCGGACUCUCCCUGGGUUUUGGGCACGACUCCCCUAGUUCACCUGCUGCAAAUCAAUAUGCUACGGAGUUGGCUGACAGGUUCUUUACAAAGUUCAUCAAAGCGGUGAAGUAUUCUGAUGUUCGUGUUAUGGAUAGUUUAUUAUUGUCUAGUAAUGAAAAUCUCUCCUCUAAAAACAUGAUCCGCGAGUUCUAUAAAUAUCCUAAUACAAAAAUCCACGACGCCCGUUUUGUCGGACGAAAUAUCGCCACAACGGUUUUUUUCCCGCUCAGUCCCCACGGGUAUGACAUUCCAUUUAAAUCAGCUGAUUUUAUUCUAAAGAAACGCUUUAUGGGCGACUGGGCCAUCACAUCUAUGGAAAACCUCAAAUAUAAUAGUGGUAAGGGAUAAGUACUACUUGGAUUUGCUGAAAUAAAGUUGUUGAACAUUCA